Molecule: messenger RNA, 777 nt
Organism: Colletotrichum fioriniae
Lineage: Eukaryota; Fungi; Ascomycota; Sordariomycetes; Glomerellales; Glomerellaceae
Source: RefSeq, a predicted model, not a curated record
AUGUUCCUCCUCAUGUUCGAGAACAAGCUUGGGUCCGCCCCGCCGAAUGAGAAAGGUACAAAAGUUGGGCGGACACUAGAUCUUGGCACUGGAAGCGGGAUAUGGGCCAUGGAGUUUGGUGACGAACAUCCUGAAGCGGAGGUGAGCAGUCUGAUCCUCUCAUCUAUCUACAUGGUAUUUGAACUCACAGGAGUGCUCAAUACCAGGUUCUUGGUAUCGAUCUUUCUGCAACGUGGCCCAAUUAAUGACAUUGAGGAGCCCUGGACCUAUGCCAAGCCAUUCGAUUACAUCCACAGCCGCAUGAUGGCGUCUUCCAUCGGCGAUUGGGAGACGUACAUACAGAGAUCCUAUGACAACUUGAGUGCUGGCGGGUACUUGGAACUCAUUGAAUUCGACAUCAUUCCCACGUCCGACGACGGAACGUUGAGGAAGGAUUCCGCAAUGUUGAAGUCAUCUCAUAUGAUCAAAGAAGCUGCAGCAAUAUUUGGACGCCCAUUCCGGGAUGUUGUGGGACUAGCAGACCUGAUGAGGGGCAUUGGCUUCAGGGAUGUCCACAUCAAACGAUUUAGAUGGCCAACUAACGCAUGGCCUAAAGACCCCAGACAUAAGGAGCUGGGACUUUGGAAUAACGAGAACAUCACAUCUGGAUGGGAAGGCUUCUGCAUGGCGCCGUUUACGAGAGCGUUGAACUGGACGAGGGAGGAAGUUCUGCUACUCAUGGACCAGGUUCGCCAUGAGUUCAACGACAAGAGCAUUCAUGCAUACUUUAACGUGUAA